AAAGGAACUAUACUUAUCCUACUACUCAUAUGUAUAUAUCAGCAGUAUAUUAGACAAAACAAAACAAACAUAUUAUGUAAUCAAUCUUAACUGGGGUAUAUUCUUCAAUAAGAGAUAAGAAUAAACAUAUUUAUAUAAUAGAAAAGAAAAUUAUACAUUUAAAGAUGUGGUUCCUUAUACAAUGUAUUCAUAUCUACUUAUUAGUACAAUGUAAUACAGAUGCCGUUAAAGUUGUUCAUCCACCAACGUUUAUCAAGGUGCCACCGUCUAUAGCUUAUAUUAAUCCAGAAGAACCUUUAUUAAUACCUUGUUAUGCAAAAGCCAAUCCAGAACCAAGGUAUUAUUGGACAUUGAAUGGAAAACAAGCCAAUUGGAUUAAGCCAUACAAUACAAUGUUAUCAAAGAAAUUAACACAUUCCAAUGAUUCAUAUCAUUUACAUUCUAUGGAUGAAUUAGGUUUAUGGUAUUUUGGUAUUCAACGAAUAUCAAAUCAUUUGAUAGCUGGAUUAUAUCAAUGUAUUGCUAUUAAUCCAUUUGGUAAAGCUUUAUCAAUUCCAUUGAAAUUAGAAGUGGCAAGAAUUGGUACAUUUCAAGAUCUUAAUCCAAAACUAAUUCAUAUAAAACCGAAUGAAACCAAAAUCUUGAAUUGUUCCGCAACAAAAAGUAUACCAACUGCUAAAAUCCAAUGGAUGAUCAAAGAUGAUGAAGAUGGUUCAAUAAAUUUUAUACAUGAAGAUCGUAAUCAUAUUAUUGAUGAUGAUGGUAAUCUAAAUUUAUUCAAUAUAAACUCAUUCACUAGAAGAAAUCUUACCUAUACAUGUGUUAUUAAUCAUUUAAUUCUACAUACUAUGAAAACUGGCCCAGAUAUAAAACUUCUAUUUGAUUCAAAUACCUUAGCAACAAAUGAACAUAUGAAUAAAGAAUUAACUAAAAUUGAAAAGAGAAGUAUCCUUUAUCAUUCAUCUAUACAACAAAUUGUUUUAUUGAAUGAGUCUUUAUCUAUAAAAUGCGUAAUACAUGGUAAUCCUUUACCAAAUAUUCAUUGGGAAUUUAUGAUGGCACAUCAGAUUGAUUCAAAUGGAGAUUCGCAUCAAUAUAAAGAUGUUAAAUUGCUUCCAGAAAAGUAUGGAAUCAAAUUAAAAAAUCAUGGAAUGGAAUUAUACAUUCCAACAGUUCAAAUGAUUAAUCAUGGUAGUUAUCGAUGUAGUACAAUUAAUAUGGAUUAUAUGAUCUCAUCAUAUGAUCCACAUGUUAUAUUCAAUGUUACUGUUGAAAGUAAACCCCAUUUUGCAGAAUAUCCUAAAAAUGCUAUUUUACCAGAGAAUAGUAGUAUUGUACUACGUUGUAGUAUCAAUGAAGAAAUUACAAAACCAUCAGCAACAUUAAAUUGGUUAAUGAAUGGUGAACCAAUUGAGAAAUAUUUAAAUGGUUUACGUAAAAUUGGUCGAAAUAAUGCUUUAUAUUUAUACAAUUUAACUGUACAUGAUUCAGCUGUUUAUCAAUGUAUUCUUCAUAAUAUCCAUGGUAUUAAUAUUAUCAAUGCAUAUAUUCAUAUAUGGAAUCAACCACCAGCAUUUAUUAAUGUGAUCCAUGGUAUACAAUAUAUGAUUGAAGGACAACAAUUGAUAUUACCAUGUGAAACAUUUGGUUCACCUCAUGCAAUAAUUCAUUGGUAUCAUAAUAAUAAACAAUUAAAUACAAGUGAUCAUAUUAUGAAAGAUGAUUACAUCAUAGAAACGAAUGGUAAUCUUCAUAUUUUUCAUGCUAAAUUAUCACAUAGUGGUACAUAUAUAUGUAAAGCAUCAAAUAUAUUUGGUAUAUCUCAAUCAAAAGGGAAAUUAUUCAUUAGAAAACGGACCCGUAUUAUAUCUGGUCCAUUAAUUGAACAAACUAUCAAUACAAAUACUACUUAUAAUACUACUUAUAAUAAUAAUAAGAGAAUAAAUAUGAAAUAUCUUAUAGAAGGAUCUAAAAUUCAUUUAACCUGUAAAGUUGAAACGGAUCCAAUACAUGAAAAUCAACUAACAAUCAUAUGGAAAAAAGAUAAUUUAACUCUUCAAGAUGCUUUUGAACAUAGUGAUCGUCUUAAUAUCACUUCAUCAAAUAAUGAAAGUCUAAUGAUUUUAAACUUGAUACCAAGUGAUACUGGAAUUUAUACAUGUAUUGCUAGUACAAAAUUGGACAGUGUGAAUUCUUCCAUUCAUCUUAUAGUUCAAGGUCGUCCAAAACCUCCAAAAUCAAUAAAAUUAUUAUGUAAUUAUCAUAAUCCAUUAUCACCAUAUAUUAUGUUAACAUGGGAAUUUGAUGAACUAUAUUAUACACCAAUUAAUAAAGUAAUCAUUACUUAUAUUACAGGAUUUUAUCGUCCUAUAAAAGAUGAUUCAUUAACAAAUCAAUAUAAUCAAUCAAUCAAUAAUAAUCAAUAUAAUCAUCAUAAUCAUAUUUAUUGGUUAAAUCAAACAACAUUAUCUAUCGCUCAAUCAAUUAUUAAUCAAUCAAUCAUAAAAAAUCAAUGGAAUAUUAUUGAUCUUAUACCAGAAAUGGAAAUUAUUGAUUAUUUAAAAACUAAAAAUCAAUCAUUACGUCAUCAUCAUUAUAAUCAUACUACUGAUAAUAAUAAUCUUAAUAGUAGUACCAUGGAAUUACAUAAAUUACCAUUGAAUAGAGGACGUGCAUUUCUACAAUUAAAUUAUGAUGUUAUUUAUCAUUUUCGUAUUGAAUUAAUAAAUUCUAUUGGUAAAUCAUUACCAAGUGAUAUAAUACCAAAAUUAUCAAUUGAAUCUAAUGAAUUAUGUAUAUUACCACCAAUGCCAACAUUCAUUAAUCCAGAUUAUUUAAUAGUAUAUGGUAAUAAACCAAAUAAUUUAAUUAUACAAUGGAAGCCUUUGGAUCCUAUUCAACAUAAUGGUCCUGGUUUAAUAUAUCGUUUAACUAUUCAUUGUAUGGAUUGUAUUUAUGGUCCAUCAAAAGAUGUAUUCAAUUAUACAAUCAUUAAAAAUUGGUCUAAAGAUAGAAUAGAAUUAACUGAAUUAAUCACAUCAAAGGUAUCAUCAAAUAGGAAUGAACUAAAUCAAUUUGAUAAAUGGAAUAUAGAAGUAUUUCGUACUUAUCAGGUUACUUUACAAGCUGAAAACUAUUUAGGUUCAUCUGGUACUAAACCAUUAAUAUUUACUGGUCGUUCAGGUGAAGAUAUACCACAAUUAAUACCAAUUCAAUUAAGAGUUCUAUAUAUUGGUUCAAAUCAUUUAUUACUUAGUUGGAAAAUGAUCAAAGAUUCUAAUUUCUUAUUAAAAAUCAAUGGUAUAUUUCAAGGAUUUCGAAUUGAAUGGUGUAAUGCUGAUUUAUCAAAUGAUUCAUGUGAAUUUUAUAAAAAAGUUCAGGAUUAUAUUCUUGAACAACCUCCAUCUUGGUCAUUUCCAAAUCUACGUCGAAUGUCAUCUAUAACAUUGCUAGAUAAUGAACUAUUGAAUAGAGAGAUUAUUCAUAAUAAUAAUAAUAAUAAUGUAAUCAAUACUAAAAGUAUCCCAAUAACUAGAUCAUCUACAUUAGAACAUUCACAUACAAUGAAAAAUUCAAGUAUUCAAUAUGAAAAUGAUUAUUAUAAAGUUUAUUUAAAUGAAUUACCGGGUAAAACAAAAUUAAAAAUAUGGGUUCGUAUACUUAAUAUACAAUAUGCUGGACCAGAAAGUGAUGCAAUCCUUGUAGAAACUAAAGAAGGUGUACCAGAGAAAGUAUCUGAAUUAACUAUUACAUUUAUUGGUGUUAAUCAUAUUGAAGUAUCAUGGAUUAAGCCAAUGAUUUUAAAUGGAAAUUUAAUUUCAUAUGAUUUAGAAAUAUACUUAAAUAAUCUAACUGAUACAAUUGAAAGAAUUUCAAAAAGAACUUCUCAACUAAUCUCUUCUAUAACAAUUGAAGAUCCAGAACAAUGUGCAACACGUAUAUCAGGUUUAAAGAUGAAUACUAAUUAUUCAUUAUAUAUAUGGGCUAAAACAGCUGUUGGACGUGGUGAAUCAACUUUUGUAAAUUUUCGUACAGCAACUCUUAGUCAUGAUUAUGGUUAUAUCCCUUUUACAAUCACUUCCGUCCAAGGUUAUGUGAAUGCAUUAAAUUUAACAUUGAUUACACCAUUAUCUUCAUCAAUCUAUGAUUUAAAUCAAUCAGAGUUGGCUAAUGAUAGUACAGAUUCUUCUGUUACAACGACAACUUCUUCAUCUUCGUCCUCGUCUUCUUCUUCUUCGUCUUCUUCUUCGACAAUUCAAUUCACAACUGAACAAGAUACGAACAACAACUUUAAGAUAAAUAAUAAUGAACAAAUUGAAAAAUUUAAUCAUCCAUUUAUGUUUUAUGUACAAUUUCGUCAAUUAGAUACAGAGAUAUGGGAAGAAACUCAAAGAGAAUUACAUAAUUCAUGGAUUGUAUUAAGUAAUUUAAAUAAAGAUUCACAAUAUGAAAUUAGAAUUGUAUAUAUUACUCAUAAUGGUCAAUCAAUUGUAAGUAGUUCAAAAAUAAUUCAUAUCCCUUUAAUCAAUAAUCAAACAUCAAUUAUCAAUAAUCAAUGGAGAUUAUUAUCAAAACAUAAUCAAUAUUUAAUUACUGUAAUUAUAUUAUGUUGUUUAUUUUUAUUGAUUAGUUUAAUAAGUAGUAUCAGUUUAUUGAUUUAUUGGUUAAAACAUAAAUUUACAAAAAAAUUAAUUACAACUACAAAACAGAAUUAUUUACAAACAUUUCAUUGUAAACAAUCAUUACAAUAUGAAUUACCUAUUGAACAACAAUCACCAAGGCAACAACAAUCACCACGGCAACUACAACUACAACAACAACAACAAUCUAUGGAAUCAUAUCCAAAUCAUAUAGAUUAUAUUAUUGAUCCUAUGACGAUGAUGAUGAUGACAACGUCGACGUCGGCGACGACCAUGAGGAUGAAUAAUAAUAAUAAUAAUAAUCCAUUAGAUUCUUCAUGUAUAUGUCAAUCAAAUGAGAUCUAUCAUGAUCAUGAUGAUUAUGAUUGUAAUAGUAUAACAACUAAUAAUCAUACUAUUCCUCCUUUAUUACAUAAUUCAUUUAUAACAACUUGUAAUUCACCAUUUAUAACAUUUGUAAAAUUACCACAAUCUCAAACUAGUUCAUUUACAGAAGAGAAUUUCUAUAAUCCAUUAAUCAAUAUUGAUACUACUACUACUACUACUACUACUACUUAUACUACUAAUAAUACUAAUGAUAAUAAGAAUAAUCAAAGUAAUCAACAUACAUAUAUAAGUAGUUUAUUAAGUAGAGUAUAA
Messenger RNA from Schistosoma bovis, 5279 nucleotides. The record is from the annotation of a GenBank genome assembly. NCBI's taxonomy places the organism in Eukaryota, Metazoa, Platyhelminthes, Trematoda, Strigeidida, Schistosomatidae.